CACUGUCAAACAAAUUUUCGCUUUGCUUGGUGAUUUGAUGAAACUGAGUUUCAUUGUGUAUAUUUUUUAUUCGAUUUAUUACGAAAAUGCCUGCAGGUGCCUCCACCACGGACCCUUUAAGGGAAAAGGCGUUUCAAGAUUAUCGAAAAAAGUUAAUGGAACAUAAAGAAGUCGAGUCAAGACUCAAAGACAUGCGAGACCAGCUGAAGGACUUGACAAAGCAGUACGACAAAAGUGAGAAUGAUCUGAAAGCCCUACAGAGUGUUGGUCAAAUUGUUGGUGAAGUUCUGAAGCAGUUGACUGAGGAGAAGUUCAUAGUGAAGGCGACAAAUGGCCCCCGCUACGUGGUGGGGUGCCGGCGACAGCUGGACAAGGGCCGGCUGAAGGGAGGCACGCGCGUCGCCCUCGACAUGACCACGCUCACCAUCAUGAGGCACUUGCCCAGGGAGGUGGACCCCUUGGUGUACAACAUGAGUCAUGAAGACCCUGGAGACGUUACAUACUCAGCUAUAGGUGGACUACAGGAACAGAUCAGGCAGUUAAGAGAGGUGAUCGAGCUGCCGCUGCUGAACCCGGAGCUGUUCGUGCGCGUGGGCAUCACGCCGCCCAAGGGCUGCCUGCUGUACGGGCCGCCCGGCACCGGCAAGACGCUGCUGGCGCGCGCCGUCGCCUCGCAGCUCGACGCCAACUUCCUCAAGGUGGUUUCCUCGGCCAUAGUGGAUAAGUACAUAGGAGAGUCGGCUCGACUUAUCAGGGAAAUGUUCAACUACGCGAGGGACCACCAACCCUGCAUCAUAUUUAUGGACGAGAUCGAUGCUAUUGGUGGCAGGCGUUUCUCGGAGGGCACAAGCGCCGAUCGUGAGAUCCAAAGGACACUCAUGGAGCUUCUCAACCAAAUGGACGGGUUCGAUUCCCUGGGACAGGUGAAGAUCAUCAUGGCCACGAACAGACCUGAUACCCUGGACCCUGCCCUGUUGAGGCCCGGACGCCUGGAUAGGAAGAUUGAAAUUCCUCUGCCGAAUGAACAAGCCAGGCUGGAGAUCCUGAAGAUCCACGCGGCCCCGAUCGCGAAGCACGGAGAGAUGGACUACGAGGCGGUGGUGAAGCUGUCGGACACCUUCAACGGCGCCGACCUCCGCAACGUGUGCACUGAGGCGGGGCUCUUCGCUAUACGCGCCGAGAGGGAAUAUAUCAUACAGGAGGAUCUGAUGAAAGCAGUAAGAAAAGUUGCAGACAACAAGAAGUUGGAGAGCAAAUUGGAUUAUAAGCCUGUUUAAUAUUAAUUCGUUUAUUUUAAUAACUAUAUAUUUUCUUUUUAUUAAUAUUGAUGAUGAUACUUAUAUAGGAAUGUAAACUGUGUACUGAUGUGUGAAGUCGAAGACAAUACAAGGAUUCAGAAACA
This is a messenger RNA of Plodia interpunctella (Indianmeal moth), 1402 nucleotides long. It is a transcript of the gene Rpt4, whose product is annotated as Regulatory particle triple-A ATPase 4. Gene Ontology annotation, biological process: positive regulation of RNA polymerase II transcription preinitiation complex assembly. The record is from RefSeq and is a predicted model, not a curated record. The transcript has 9 exons. Gene Ontology annotation, molecular function: ATP hydrolysis activity; ATP binding; proteasome-activating activity. Gene Ontology annotation, cellular component: cytosolic proteasome complex; proteasome regulatory particle, base subcomplex. Bases 87 to 1277 code for a protein of 396 amino acids. NCBI's taxonomy places the organism in Eukaryota, Metazoa, Arthropoda, Insecta, Lepidoptera, Pyralidae.